AUGUCCGAAGUUGAUCUUAACGACAAAGUGUUUGGUUGGAAGGCCAAGGUAAGCCAGACUUGAGCGGAAGAACUCACGGAAGAAUUUUUAUCUUUUUUAGAAAAUUUUCUCAUGAAAUGUGAUCAACUGUCGAAAUGUAUAGCAAAGUGAACUCUGUUCAUAGAAAAAUAAUUGUAAAUUUAACUUUUCAUACAAAAAAGUUAUUCCUUCCGUCUUCCGUUAGCCCUCCUUUUUUCACGGAACAACUUUUUUUUGUAUAAAAAGCUAAAUUUACAAUUAUUUUUCUAUGAGCAGAGUUCACUUUGCUAUACAUUUCGUCAGUUGAUCACAUUCCAUGAAAAAAUUUUCUAAAAAAGAUAAAAAUUCUUCCGCUCAACUCUGGUAGGUACCGUACACCUUUUCGGAUAUUGUAGAACCACUUUUACGCGGUGUUCGCCUUCAACUCUUCGCUCUGUCUCCUUCUCCUCCUCGCCUUCAUCGAUUGGUAACGAGGAUUACUGUACUCGACUAGUACAGUACUUUUUCAGGAUUUUCCUCCCAAACGACACGCCCGCCGGCGUUCGCUAUUAUAUUUUCGGGUUUUUCAUCUCUAUUCCUAUUGGGGUUUGAAAAUCAAUUGGAAACGUGCUUUGGGCUAAUUUUGUAAAAACUUCCAGAUACUUUUCAACUCGUUCACCCUCAUCCUUUCGCUUUGUCCGAAUGUGUACUGGUACGGUUUUCUGGCGCUUUUUGCGGUUCGUAAUGAAUUUCAGGUAUUGUCGAGUAAGAGAAAAUGUGAUUUAGGGUCUCGCCGCGAUCAUCAAAGUGGGCUAUGGGACGUGGAAAGCGGCGACGAUUGGCUACGAGGAAAUGUUCGAAAAUGAGACUGUCAGCAACGUUUUCAAGUAUUACAAGUGUAAGUUAUUGUGGGAUUACUGUACUUCUCCGAAAAGUUACAGUAGUUACAAUAGUCUGAACUUUGAAGGACCAUAUCUUGAGAACCAUUGAUUGUAUCAAAAAUUGGUCAACUAGAAAAUUGAUAGAAAUUUUAUGCUGAACAACUUUGUAAUUGACAAUUUUGCAUUAAAACGCUUGAUUUUUGAGUUAUGACUUUUUUUGUAAACAGUAUAAUAAUCGUCUUCCAGGCGGGACCUGGGCCAUCGGAAUCCUACAAUACUUCACCACAGUCUCCGCCUUGUACUUCACGGCUGUUUUGCUCAAGCUCAGGUGCCUACAGUCCCGCCAUAGAAGCCUACAAUAUCUUAACUUUUCAGUUUCUUCUACACCCCAAAACCCCGCGUCGACCUGCAUUCUGUUCAAAUCCGGCCGCCCGUCAAAGUGCACAAAUCAUCGGAAUCCGAUGAGGCUCCAGAAGUGGUCCCAAAAAGAUCGUCGACGAGUUUGGGGCCGAUUCAAAAGUCGCAAAAAAAGUUCCAGAAAAGCCAAUCGGGAUCGGAUUCCGGAAGUGAAAAGUACGUGAAUUCGAAGCGGUCCGAUCGGGUUCCGAAGAAAAAGAAGAAGAAGAAGGAGAAGGAGGCGGUCCCAGUGGAUCAGGAGGAACAUGAGUUUGACGGGAGACUCAUCGCACUUUGA
Molecule: messenger RNA, 1572 nt
Organism: Caenorhabditis sp. 36 PRJEB53466
Lineage: Eukaryota; Metazoa; Nematoda; Chromadorea; Rhabditida; Rhabditidae
Source: the annotation of a GenBank genome assembly